UUUUUGCACGGGUCAAGUUAGCAAGCUAGUGUGCCAAAGCACAUCUUUCUGGACACAAUCUGGCGUGAGUCCUGUGGGAUGUUAUUCUGCCCUUUAGUGAUCUGGAGGUUUGACCUGUACAUAUAUCUAAUUGCAGCAAUUACAAUUAAUGCAGUAGAGAGUAUUGGUUAAGCUAAGCAUCGGAACUAGGCAGCAGCGGUCUCUUGAUCAGUCGCCGUGCGCAGCGCGGAUUCGAAUCCCGCCCCAAGAGAAAUGUUUCCCUUGGAUAUGGAUGUUGUGAUUGUCUGUACCACCCGGCGGAUCUCGUAGGCGGGGCCAUAAUGUGUGCAUGUUGCAUGCACACGUGUUCACUGGCUAGAGUCCGUGUCUCGUCCUCUC
Molecule: messenger RNA, 378 nt
Organism: Acanthoscelides obtectus
Lineage: Eukaryota; Metazoa; Arthropoda; Insecta; Coleoptera; Chrysomelidae
Source: the annotation of a GenBank genome assembly